Molecule: messenger RNA, 2924 nt
Organism: Mytilus californianus (California mussel)
Lineage: Eukaryota; Metazoa; Mollusca; Bivalvia; Mytilida; Mytilidae
Exons: 3
Coding region: 8-2005 (665 amino acids)
Source: RefSeq, a predicted model, not a curated record
CCUAACGAUGCAGGCUAUUUGUCUCCUUUUAAUCGCAUGGUUUUGCAUUUCAGUUUCAGGUGCUAGACAGUCAGGAAUACAACAUAACGUAUUACAGCAUGGAGAUGUUGUUACAAAGAGUUUAGCCACUGAUCCUCAAAGUCUCAACCAGGUCGACACUGGUCAGAACAGGGCACAAUUCAGUCAUGAUCAAAGUAGUACACAUUUUGGAACUGACCAAAACGGGCCACAAUUUGGUUUCAAUCAACCUGAUACACUCGUUGGCACAGAUCUUAGCGGUCAAAUGCCAAACAGAAAUGGUGAACAACAGUUUCCUGAACAAUUUCCUGAUCGAAAUGGUGGGCAACAGAUGCCUGACCGAAAUGGUGAACCACAGUUUCCUACUCAAAAUGGUGAACAACAGAUACCUAGCCAAAAUGGUGAACAACAGUUUCCUAACCAAAAUGGUGAACAACAGUUUCCUGACCAAAAUGGUGGGCAACAGUUUCCUAACCAAAAUGGUGAACAACAGUUUCCUGAUAGUAACGGCGAACAACAGUUUCCUAACCAAAAUGGUGGACAACAGUUUCCUAACCAAAAUGGUGGACAACAGUUUCCUAACCAAAAUGGUGAACAACUGUUUCCUAUCCAAAAUGGUGAACAACAGUUUCCUAACCAAAAUGGUGAACAACAGUUUCCUGGCCAAAAUGGUGAACAACAGUUUCCUAUCCAAAAUGGUGAACAACAGUUUCCUGAUCAAAAUGGUGAACAACAGUUUCCUGAUCGAAAUGGUGAACAACAGUUUCCUGAUCGAAAUGGUGAACAACAGUUUCCUAACCAAAAUGGAAAACUCGAUGAAAUUAGAAACAGAAACAAUGCAAGGUACAAAGAUUCAGAAUGGUGGGGUAUUGAUUCUACUGAGGGACAGUUUCCUGAUCGAAAUGGUGAACAACAGUUGCCUAACCAAAAUGUUGAACAACAGUUUCCUAACCAAAAUGGGAAACUCGAUGAAAUUAGAAACAGAAACAAUGCAAGGUAUGAAGAUUCAGAAUGGUGGGGUAGUGAUUCUUCUGAGGGAAAUUUUCAGUCAGUAUUAAAGGCAAGGAAAUUUAAAACCAAAAAUAGGUUUAUUAAACACCAACGGCCGUUUUAUAACCGAGAAUGGUCCGAAGAAAGUGAUAGCCGUGAUUGGGAUAGCGACAUAUAUACCAAAGAAAACACCGAUAAGCUUGGCAAACAUAAAUAUCAAAUUAGAAAAAGAGUAAAUUACGAUACAAGUAGCGAUGAUUCGUUUUGGGAUUCAUUUGAGAACAGGGACAGAACUUAUCCUGACCGGAAGCUCAUUGUGGUAAGAAAACAACAUAGAAAAAACAGACGUCUAUAUUCUAGCGAUAGUGAAAGUGAUAGACGCGAUUGGGAUAGCAACAUAUAUUCCAAAGAAAACACGAAAACCGAUAAUCUUCGCAAACAUAAAAAUAACAUUAGAAAAAGAGUAAACUAUGAUACAAGUAGCGAUGAUUCGUUUUGGGAUUCAUUUGAGGACAGGGACAACACUCAUGGUGACCGGAAGGUCAUUAUGGUAAGAAAUCCACACAGAAAGAACAGAAGGCUAUAUUCUAGCGAUAGUAAUCAGUACGAUGAUUUCGAUGAGGGUUACAACUAUAUAAUUGAUAAUCAUGAUAAACAAUCUAAACUUCAUAAACGGGGGAAAAUUAACGAUGAUAUUGACGGCUGGGACGAUUCUUCUAGUUCAUUUUGGGAAGAUACAGAGAGUGAUCAAAGAGGGUUUUACAAACCAAAACAUAAAUUUAAUUUGAAGAAUAGUCGAAAUUUUUACGAUGGUGAUAGUUUAUACAGCGAUAGCUGGGAAGAUAGUAGCGAAAACAACGACAAAAGAAAACAUUAUAAGUCUUAUAAGUUCGAACGUGGUGUCAAUUAUGACUGGGAGAGUGAUUCUUGGGAAAGUGAUGGUUGGGAUUACCAAAGUAAAUUGAAAACAGUUCCGAAAACAAAAAAUACUGUAUAAAUUGGAAUAAAGUAUAUUGAUGUCAAACACUUCAACGAUUAUUUAGACUAUGGCGGUGAUAACCGUAAAAUGAACCACAUAUUAAAUAACGUAAAGCUUGCUUGAUAUGAAACUACCUAUUCGGUUUGAUAGCUAAAACAAAUUUUCAUUUCAAAGUGUCAAGUCUUGUUAUUUAACAAAAAUAUUUAGACAAUGGCGACGAUAACCCAAAAAUAAAACACUUAUUUUGAAAAUAUAGUAUGACGACGAGCUUGUUAUGAAACUACCUAUUUGGUUUAAUAGCUAAACCAGAUUUUCAUUUCUAGGUGUCAGGUCUUGUUUUUUAAAUAAAAAACAAUAAUUAAAUGCCCGACGGCUAAAUAGAUAAUGAAUCGAAAUAUGUUCGACCAAAGGAAAAUUAUAGAAAGAAAGGAUUAUAUCUUCUUUACACAAGAAAUGUACGAAAAGCUAUAUUUUUUUUAUUCUUCUUUUGAGUGAUUUUUUGCAUGAUAAAUAAAAAAAUAUGACGAACGAUUACACAUUUCUUAUAACACACAUUUUUUAUUAUUUAUUAAUAAAUGGUUACAUUUGCUUCGGGGCAUAGAUGAAAGUGUUGUAAAAUGUCAGAAGGAUGGUGUGUUGUGUAUAUUUUUGACAAAUGUGUGUAAAUACCAUAGAAAUUAGAAAAUGUAUACAUGUAUAACGAUUUCAUCUACACAAUCUAAAUUAAGACGUCUGGAAUUAUUUUUAACUUAAUACAAAACAAGCUCGAGGAGUUUUUCAUGUAACGUAGUAUGCACUUUGGAUAAAAUAUAUUUUUUGUUACAAGAUUGUGCAAAAUCAUUGUAAUAUCGAAAUUCAAGUAAAAUAAAUACAUAUUUGGUAUUGCCUUAUCAGGUUUGAUAUUUACUGAAUAGUAGAAUAAACUUUCUUAAACGUC